CAGCCCAGCAGACUGUUCCUGGAAAAAGAGGAGAGAGUCUGUGGGAAAAGGGGGGAGGAGUCAGAGAGACAGACAGAGGGAGGGCGAGAGAGAGAGAGAGAGAGAUUCACACAGCAGAGAGAGGUAGAGCGCGAACACACAGUGUGUAUGUGUGUGACAGAGAGAGAGCAGUGACAAAGCGAGAGCAAGAGAACAGGCACAGAGCGAGAGAACGAACAGAGCAAGAGAGAGCGAGAACGCACAGUGCUGGACUGCCUGGAUAUCCUCUUCCAUCUGGGAGCCAUCUGUGUUUCUUUGGCUCUGGACUCGGCCACACUGGGGCUCACAUAUGUGGGAACGCAAACACAUGCCUGACAUAUGAAGGCGUGGAGAGGGAGAGAAGACCAAGAUAAGAAAGCAAAAGGCACCCCAGCUGAAUUAGGACCGACAAGAGCCGACUCUGCUAGGGUGGAGACAGUGGAGAGAAGAAGACCCCUGCCAUGCCCGGCUCUCCUGUGGAUGUCAAGACUCAUUCCAAACCAGCCCCCAGCAGCAGUGCCACCAUGCCCCCCCUGCCCUCCAUCAACCCCAGCGGGCCCCGGCCAGCCUCCUUCUCCUCCACCACACUGACCAAUGGGAUCCACCACUCCCCACCCAUGCUGAACGCCGUGCCCUCGCCGCCCCAGCGCUACAGCAACGGGCCUAGCUCCUCUUCUUCCUCCUCGCUGGCCAAUCAGCAGCUCCCGGCCACGUGCGGCGCCAGGCAGCUCAGCAAGCUCAAACGCUUCCUGACGACGCUGCAGCAGUUCGGCAACGACAUCUCGCCUGAAAUCGGAGAGAGCGUCCGCAACCUGGUGCUGGCCCUCGUGAAUUCAACGGUCACCAUCGAGGAGUUCCACUCGCGGCUCCAAGAGGCCACCAACUUCCCCCUGAGACCCUUCGUCAUUCCCUUCCUCAAGGCCAACCUGCCACUGCUGCAGAGGGAGUUGCUCCACUGUGCGCGUGCAGCCAAGCAGACCCCGGCCCAGUACCUGUCCCAACACGAGCACCUCCUGCUCAGCACCACACUGGCCUCGCCCCCCGACUCCUCAGAACUGCUGCUGGAGCCCAGCGAGAGAGACAUGGCCACCAAGAGACACAGCCCUAACCGGGCCAAAGAGAAUGGCUUCCACGAGCGCCCGCCCGCCCCCCUGGAGCCACCAACCAAGCGCAUCUGCACCAUCAGCCCUGCGCCCCGCCACAGCCCGGCCCACCCCCUGCCCCUCAGCGCUCAGCUGCAUCCCACGCCGCCCCCACUGCAACACUACGCCCUCGAGGACAUCAGCACCCCCCACCUACUGCACCGCGAGAGCAGCCACCGGAUACUGGAGCUCCGCGAGCUCAAGGACAGGCCUAGACUACCAGGCACUAACGGGGGCUACCGCGAGGAGCCCGUGGACCACAGGCUGACAGACCGAGAGUGGGCCGACGAGUGGAGGCAUCUGGAUCAUGUGUUGAACUGCAUCGUGGACAUGGUGGAGAAGACGCGGCGCUCUGUGGCCGUGCUCCGCCGCUGCCAGGAGUCAGAUCGCGAGGAGCUCAACUACUGGCGGCGGCGCUCCAGCGAGCAGGAGGACCCCCGCAAGGGAGGGGCUGCCACCAUGCCCGCACCCUUCUCCAAGACCCAUAGCCCCCACACGGCCGAGGGACUCACCAAUGAAUCCCAGAGAGAUUUUGUGCCGCGGCCUGGCUCUGGUUAUGUGCCGGAUGAGAUCUGGAGAAAAGCUGAAGAGGCAGUGAAUGAAGUGAAGCGUCAGGCCAUGGACGAGGUGCAGAAGGCUGUGGCCGAGGCGGAGCAGAAGGCCUUUGAGAUGAUCACGGCCGAGCGCGCCAAGAUGGAGAAGACUCUGUCCGAGGCCAAGAGGAAGGCCACCGAGGAUGCCAUACAGGUCAUCAACGAGCAGGAGGACUCUAGCGAGUGCUGCUGGAACUGCGGGCGCAAGGCCAGCGAGACGUGCAGUGGUUGCAAUGCGGCGCGCUACUGCGGCUCCUUCUGCCAACACAAGGACUGGGAGCGCCACCACCUCAUCUGCAGCCCUGGCCUGCAAGCCCAGCCCAAGCCUGUGUCCGCCAUCACCGCAGCCAGGGCGGCCGCAUCCGCUGCAGACGUUACCACAGGGGUCAAGGCCCCGGAGAGUGUACCAACCGCUGCCAGCCCUGGGGGGGACAAGGGGUCGAUUGCCUCUCGCUCCUCCACCCCGUCCACUCCUGCAUCAGUGUCAGAGAGCAACGGGCACUAAGACUAGGACCAUGGAGGGUGGUAAUGAUACUGGCUCUCACUCAAGAUGGCCUCCGUUCCCCUUUUCUGUUCGUGACUGUUCAUAAUGGACACUAGGACCGGGCGCCCGAAAAUGGCUUCCUUCCUUUGUUUCCCGUUCCUAUCGAACCGGUGAAAGGUGCUAGUGUCUAUUGUUCCAUCGUUUGGCUUUCACCUGACGAAUAACUUUAGUUCAGCGGUUGUGAGGAAGAGGAGACGAGGGAAGGAAGCUGCUUUGAAGACUUACGAUGACACUCAGCUCUGGACACCAACCCCUAAUCUAGCCAAGGAAGUGAUGUCAGACAGAAGUGAUGUCACAGACAUUGAGUGAACGGGGGAGGUCCCUGAUGUCACAGGUCAUGUGAGACAUCAGGGAGAAACUGUGGGGAAGGGUUGCUUUGGCAAUGGUGGGCAGAAGACAGACUCCUCUGCUUUGGGACUCUGCGGAUCCAUCUUCAACAGUUGGACAAACAGACAAUCCACCUCACAGAUGGACACUUGUUUCACUUCAUCCAAAAUAACAAUCCCAAACAGAUAUGAGACAACUAAAGACUGACUCCAGACAAUGUUUUUGUCAUUUUGUUUUAAGAGGACUGGGGGGGGUGUAUGAGAUUUGGACUGGUCAUUUAUACCCAAGGGUGAAAGUGAUGGUCGAAGUACUCACUGCAUAUUUCCAAGUUUCCUGUUUGUGUGUGUGUAUAAAGCUAAGAGAAAAGAGGGUUAUGGGUCUGAGUGACAGUACCAGCUCUAGAGUUCCUCUCCCGCUCUGGAAAUACAUUUUUUUUUGGAGGUAACACAAUAGCGAAAUCACCUCCGGAAUCCUGUUUGUAUGUACAGUAUAGCUGUUCUACUUUUCUUGCUCGCACAAGUUACUUGUCAGGUUCGUUUUUUUUUUUUUUUGUGUGUGUGUGUGCGUGUACGUACACGUGUGUCAAAACGGUUGUGCCGUCGGUGGAUAUUGUAAACUAAAACAUUACUACGAAUUUCAGAGCAAUAUAAAAAAAAGACAAAGUGUUCAGGUAUUCACAAGCUGUUAUGCAUCACCAAAGUUUCCAAUUGCUAAACAAGUGUAAUUUGCCUGUAACUGUCUAUUGUUGUACACAGAAUAAAUAUACAGAAACACUGUU
Oncorhynchus kisutch (coho salmon) is the source of this 3402-nucleotide messenger RNA. RefSeq names its product protein CBFA2T2. Gene Ontology annotation, cellular component: nucleus. Gene Ontology annotation, molecular function: transcription corepressor activity. Lineage: Eukaryota; Metazoa; Chordata; Actinopteri; Salmoniformes; Salmonidae. The record is from RefSeq and is a predicted model, not a curated record. The transcript is spliced from 11 exons. Gene Ontology annotation, biological process: DNA-templated transcription; negative regulation of DNA-templated transcription. The coding region runs from base 480 to 2258 and encodes 592 amino acids.